GGUGCAGGGGUCGCGCACGCAGGCAGCAGGCGAAGGGAUCACGCACGUCAGCACAGGCUCGCGCGGCAUAGCGGGUGAGUUGGAGCGGGAGCGGCUGGAGAGGUGUUGCGACAGGGCAGCAUCGCAUUAAGCCACGGAGUCACAACUCCAUCAAUCUCAUCAUUUCUCUGUUGACACGUGGGAUGUAUGUUUGGGUCAUUUUGCAGGAAAUCAGAAGCACGGCUUGUGUCAACACAACACUCUAAGCCAAUUCAUGAAUUAGAGGUUAUGCUGCCCCAAAGACAUUCGCUGAACUUGCGUGAAAAGGAAAAGGGUUAAAAAGAGACACCUUCAGUUACGUGCUGGUAACUACGCUCGAGGCAACACAAUGGAUUUGCCUGUUUCUCCUGAGAUUCACAUUGUUGUUCAGGGUACUGAACAGGAUGCACUUGCUGUAAUGCCCCUUAGGAUUGAGGAUGAUGAGGAGGAUGAUCUGAACAAAACCUGGGGCGUUGAGAGAUUUGAUGACCUCCUUCACGAUGCAUCCAGUCGGAAUGUGGAUGAAGUGCGGCGCACCUUCGAUGAAGCAGAUUUUGAGUACCACCGUCACUCCUCACUUCACACUCACCACCCCCUCUCCACACACCUGCCAUCGGAGGGCCGUAGGAAGAAGGGGAGCCAGAAGAAGAGCAAGAAGAUGGCCUCUUCUCCGACUGGUGCACCCACCAUCGAGGAGGGGGAUGAGGAGGAUGAACAAAGUGAUGGCGCACUGGAGAAGAAAGAACCCAAGGAAGGCCCCGUUCCCUCUCACGCCACUGGAGAUGUUCAGUUCUUCAUGCCUGACGAGGAGCUAGAAGUUAAUGCAGCUUCACUGAAUGCACUGGAUGGCAACCGGAAGCAGCAGGACGUUCCAGCCCCACACAAAGAGCCUGAAGCAGACAUCCAGAGCAGUCAGCUGAGGAAGAGCAGUGAGCGUAUUGCGCUCAGGGCAGCUGCAGUCAGCGCACCCAGUCUGCUGGAGGAGAACAGAGUGCUGCUGAAGACACCACUAGCUCAUCGUAGCAGUUAUGACCUGAAGGAGCGGCGCCGGAUCGGGAGCCAGACCACUGUCAAUGAGGCCAAGUUCCAGAAGAUACCGACUGACGAGCUGGAGGCGGAGAUGUUAGCUGUGGCCGAUCUAGACUACAUGAAAAGUCACCGGUUUGAGGAUGUUCCGGGAGUGCGACGACACUUGGUCAGGAGGAGCACAAAGGGGACAGUUGUACAUGUGGGGAAAGACCAGUCCGAGCUUUACCCCAAGGCCAAGAAACCCGAUCGGCAGCCACAUGAGGUGUUUGUUGAAUUGAAUGAGUUAACAAUGGAUAAGAAUCACGAGAUGCAGUGGAAGGAGACAGCCAGGUGGAUCAAGUUUGAAGAAGAUGUGGAAGAGGAAACAGAUCGCUGGGGAAAGCCACAUGUUGCUUCACUCAGCUUUCGAAGCUUGCUGGAACUCCGAAAGACACUGGCACAUGGUACAGUUCUCUUGGACUUGGACCAGAAAAGCUUGCCGGGCAUUGCACAUCAAGUGGUGGAACAGAUGAUCAUCUCUGACCAGAUCAAAGCCGAGGAUCGAGCCAACGUUCUGCGGGCACUGCUGCUCAAACACAGCCACCCCAACAAGGACAAGGACUUUUCGUUUACACGUAACAUCUCCACGGGGAGCUUGGGCUCACUGAUGACCCACCAUCACAGCCAGAAUCACAUCGCUCCAACUUCUGAACCCUCAGUCACACAGCCACUGAUGGGAGAGAGCACGGAUGCCGAGGUCAAAGUGACAGUGGAGAGCGCCGAGAAAGAAUGUCCACUGUCUGAGAUGACCAGAUCAAGAUCAAAGCACGAACUCAAGCUCCUGGAGAAAAUUCCCUACAAUGCAGAGGCCACCGUCGUUCUUGUCGGGUGUGUUGAGUUCCUGGAACAUCCAACAAUGGCCUACGUUCGGCUACAGUCAGCAGUGGAGUUGGAGUCGGUGUUGGAGGUUCCCAUCCCAGUCCGCUUCCUCUUCAUCCUGCUGGGACCAUCCACCAGUAAUCUGGACUACCACGAGAUUGGCCGCUCCAUUUCCACUCUCAUGUCAGACAAGAAUUUCCAUCGAGCCGCAUACCAGGCAGAUGACCGGAAUGACUUGUUGAAUGCAAUCAAUGAGUUCCUGGACAGCAGCAUUGUCAUCCCUCCCUCCGAUGUCCCAGGAGAGGAACUGCUGCUCUCAGUCGCACAAUUCCAGCGCAAGAUGCUGAAGAAGAGACAGGCAAAAGAGGAGAAGGCAUUGUCCAAAGAGAUCAAGAGUCAGGAGGAGAGAGCUCUCCUGAAGCCAAAGAAGCCGGAUGAGGAGGAUCCUCUGAGACGGACCGGGAAACCAUUUGGUGGGGUGGUUCGGGAUGCUGCCCGCAGGUACCCUCAGUACCUGAGUGACUUCAAGGAUGCACUGAACCCUCAGUGUAUGGCCGCCAUCAUCUUCAUUUACUUCGCUGCCCUUUCGCCAGCCAUCACAUUUGGAGGGUUACUCGGGGAGAAGACCAUGGGUUUGAUUGGUGUCUCAGAACUCAUCAUUUCAACAGCCAUACAGAUGAUUAUCUUUGGUUUGCUGGGAGCCCAACCACUACUAAUUGUCGGGUUUUCUGGCCCAUUGCUUGUAUUUGAAGAAGCGUUCUUUAAGUUCUGUGACUCGAACAAAAUGGAGUACCUGACAGGCCGAGUGUGGAUCGGGUUUUGGCUGAUUCUCAUCGUUGUGGUGAUCGUGGCAUUCGAAGGCUCCUUCCUCGUGAGAUUCAUCUCCCGGUUCACCCAGGAAAUCUUUGCUUUCCUCAUCUCAAUAAUAUUUAUUUAUGAAACAUUCUACAAGCUGGUAAAGAUUUUCAAGGACCAUCCUCUUCGCGGUUGCACGAACAGUACCCAGAACACGACCGUUCUAUCUCUCUACCCAAAUACCAAUGAUACAAGCCAAGGCAGCACGAAACGGAUAGGGGAGCCAAACACAUCACUGCUCUCCCUUGUCCUGAUGGCAGGCACCUUCUUCAUCGCCUUUUUCUUACGCAAGUUUAAAAACAGCCGUUUCUUCCCCGGGAGAGUACGACGUGUAAUUGGGGAUUUUGGUGUUCCUAUUGCAAUCCUCAUCAUGGUCCUGGUUGACUACUCCAUCCAGGAGACCUAUACCCAGAAACUGAGCGUUCCCACUGGUCUGUCUGUCACUUCUCCAAAGAAACGUGGUUGGUUUAUUAAUCCUCUGGGGGAGAAUGGUGAUUUCCCCAUCUGGAUGAUGUUUGCCAGCGUGAUUCCUGCUAUCCUAGUUUUCAUCCUCAUCUUCAUGGAGACCAUGAUCACUACACUAAUCAUCAGCAAGAAGGAGAGGAUGUUAACCAAAGGAACGGGAUUCCACCUGGACCUUCUGAUCAUCGUCGCAUCGGGAGGGGUAGCAGCUUUGUUUGGAUUGCCCUGGCUCGCUGCAGCCACUGUCAGAACGGUCACCCAUGUCAACGCACUCACCGUGAUGAGCAAAUCUGUGGCACCAGGUGACAAGCCCAAAAUUGAAGAGGUCAAGGAACAGAGGGUGACGGGGCUGGUAGUGGCUGUCCUGGUGGGCCUCUCAAUUGUAAUUGGUGACCUCCUACGGAAGAUCCCACUGGCUGUGCUGUUUGGAAUCUUUCUGUACAUGGGUGUUACUUCACUGAAUGGUAUUGAACUGUAUGAACGCAUCCAGUUGUUGCUCAUGCCUUCGAAGCACCAUCCAGAUCAUGUUUAUGUGCGGAAGGUGAAGACUCUGCGGAUGCACUUGUUCACCAUCAUCCAGAUCUUCUGCCUGGCCAUUCUCUGGGCUGUCAUGUCCACUGUGGCCUCACUUGCCUUUCCUUUUGUGCUCAUCCUGACAGUUCCUCUGAAGGUCUUUGCACUCACCAGGAUUUUCACAGAUCGAGAGAUGAAAUGUCUGGAUGCAGACGAUGCACAGCCCACCUUUGAUGAGAAGGAGGGAUUGGAUGAAUAUGAUGAGCUCUCAAUGCCUGUGUGAGGCCAUGGAACCAGCUGUAAAAUUCUCUUGUGAUGCUGGAUAAGGAUGGAGGAGCUAGUCAGCACACCUGUCACCAACACCCAUCACCAUCAAUCCCUGUCACCACCAACACACUACAGCAUGUCAACUACACCUAUCACUGAUGACACUCAUCACGAAUAUGUUACCAUCACCUGUCACCAUCAGCACCUGUCCUCACCAUCAACACAGUCAUCAGUCAUCUGUCAUCUGUCACCAACACUCAGUAUCAACAUCUGUUAGUAUCAGUAUGUGUCACCAAGGACCAUGUGUGAUCUAUUGCUAUCACCAAAGUCCACCUCAGCCAAAUUACGUCCAGCUCUCAGAGCUAUUCGUCACCUUGGGACUGAGGUUGGGACCAAGCUCCAUGCUACCGUAACCUGAAUUCAGGAACCACCCAUGCAUUUAAGUAUUCCUUUGUUUCAACAUCAGGAAAGAGAAAACCCAAGCUGGUGUUUCAGAACUUUGUGAAUGUUCCUGACAUGUGGAAACGACAGCUCUGUAAUGUCAUUCCUUAAUGAGAGGCUGCAGGAGAAGAAGCUGCUGGUCUGAUCUAGGACAUUCACUUCAGCCAUGAGAUGUGAUUGCUUCAGUUGUUAAUCCCAGAGAGAAGUGCUGGUGCUGCUCAACAAUGCCACCCCUUAACUGAACCACAGCACCCCUGUUUACCCUUCCCAUACCCUCCACUCUACCCCUCCCAUUCCCCCCAUGUAAAACCAUUGAGCUGCCAUUGGAUUGUGAAAAUUUAGUUCUUGGCCUUCCUCUCUGCAACCCCCUCCCCACACACACAGCCCCACCAACACCACCUUACCCUCUGACCAAACGCUUUUCCUAGUCGGCUGCAACUUUGUAAGUGAUCCAAUUUGAUUGAAUUUCCAAGCCCCUCGUGCUGAACUGCCAGUCUUGAUGUGAACAUUAUUCUGCCUCUAUACACACAAGAGGGUCUGCAGAUGCUGGAAAUCUUGAGCAACACAAACAAAAUGCUGGAAAAUCUCAGGUCAGGCAGCAUCUACGGAGGGGAAUAAAUAGUCAAUGUUUCAGGCCAAGAUCCUUUAUCAGGUCUUGAUGAAGGGUCUCAGCUAGAAAUGUUGACUCUAUGGUUGCUUCCUGACUUACUAAGUUCCACCAGCAUUUUGUGUGUGUUUUUCUGCCUCUACACCUCCAGCCCUGAGGCUGUCCUGGGUCCUGCUGUGAUGUCAAUAUUCUGUUUGGAAUUCGGUCCUGAGAUGGGCAGUGUGUUGUCCAGACAUGAAACUGCUAGUCCUGAUCUCCAGGACUCAGAGCUAUCAUUUUUGUCUGCGGAUUUUGAUCACAGGGUUAGUGCCAAGCCCAUCCAACCCACGAAGUUUAUCUCCUCCCUUGGAGAAAGGUUUGGAUAGAAAUGGGUCUGAUUUGCAGUUGUAACUGGUUGUUUGGCGUAAUUCAGCAGAGUUUCACAUGUGUGGAAACUCCCCAGAGCUGAGAGCCUCACCAGCUGAAGUGGGUGGUGAGAUCAGACCCUGGUCACUGCUACUGGCUUUGAAUGUUGCCAAAGGUCCAUUUGAUUUGUGAGGUGAGUUGAUCAUGAAUGGGGGAGACAUGGGGAGUUUCUGCUCUACUAAUUUGUUUGUCACUUCAAGUCCAGAGAUGCCACUGCAGGAGCCAAGCCCAGUCAGAGUUACACAGCACAGAAGCAAGCCCUUCAGUCCAACUGGUCCAUGCUGACCAAGAUGUCGAUCUAAGCCAGUCUCCUUUGCCUGCAUUUGGCCCAUAUCCCUUUAAACCUUUCCUAUCCAUUUACCUGUCCAAAUGUCUUUUAAAUGUUAGUGUAACUGUAGAGCCUCGGCUCCACAGAUAAAGCAAAAGGUGCAAACAUAAUCUUACAACCAAAAAUUAUUAGCCAACAGUUUGCUUUUGAAAUACACUGAUCAGGACCAAAGAUCCCACUGUCCAACUGAUUUCAUAUGCAAGCCUUUCACCCUCUAAACAUUGUGCUGUACUGUUGAGUGAUGCACAAUAAGUGGUGAUGUGUUCCUUCCCCAGUGUUCAUUGUGUGACCAGUUUGCAUGUCAAUAGUCCAGUGGGGUUUCCAGUGGUGAAUCACAAUGCCAGUUGUUCCCAUGGGAGUUCUUGAUGCCAGUUGGUCAAUUGCUGACCGGUUCAGUGGGUAGAACCCAUUGCUGCCUUUCCAGUGGCAGGUGGCUAUGCUGGUAUGACCAGACAAGCAGUAGUUCCAAGUGCCCCCAGUGAGGAGGGUAGCAAACACUGGGCCAACCUCAAUCAAAACCAACUGCUGUAUCCAUCUUCCCUACUGUGGACCCUACAGUAUCUGCCCCUCACCAACCCGUCCACACUGGCCUUUAGCUUCAACAGGUUAUUAAAUUUUGUAUUUAUACAAACUAGUGUCAAUUACUUUAGAUUUCUAGUUAAAAUCUAGGCAACCUUUUUUUUUGUUACCCUGUAUAUUUGUACUGUAGGUGUUCACUUUGAACGGCCUGUAUAAAAAUCAAUUUGUAGUAGAAGUAAUAAGUAUUUCAUUAAUGAAAAUAACACCAGGGUACAGUGCUGAUGGGAGUGUCUGUCACUGUAUAAUACUGAGUACAGUACUGGUAGAGACGGGUCUGUCACUAAAUAACACCAGAGCACAGUACCAAUGUCUCUGUAUAACUCUGGGGUAAAUGCCAUAGUCUCAGAAUAAAAGGACAUCGUUUCAGAACUGAAAUGAGGAGGAAUCUCUUCAACCAGAAGCUUGUGUAUCUGUGGAAUUUGUUGCCAGAUUGUGAUAGAGGCCAAGACAUUGGAUGUAUUUAAGGCAGAGAUCAAUAGGCUCUUGAUUGCCCUUCAUUAGUCAGGGGAUUAAGUUCAAGAACUGUGAGGUAAUUUUGGAACUCUUUAAAAUUCUGGUUAGACCACACUUAGAAUAUUAUGUUCAAAUCUGGUUAUCUCAUUAUAGAAAGGAUGUGGAAGCUUUAUAUGGGUUACAGAGGAGAUUUACCAGGCUGCCUCCUUGAUUAGUGAGCUUCUUAUAAGGAAAAUUUGAGCAAGCUAAGGCUUUUUCUCUUUGGAACAAAGGGGACUGAGAGAUGAUUUGAUAGAGGUGUUUAAGAUCAGAAACACUGAUAGAGUAGAUAGCCAGUGUCUUUUUCCCAGGGUGGAAUGGCUAAAUCAAGGAAAGUUACAGGGGAGAUGUCAGAGGGAAGUUUUUGACAGUGAGUGGUGAAUGCAUGGAACGCACUGCCUGUUGUGUGGUAGUAGAGGCAAAUUCAUUAGGGACUUUUAAGAGACUCCUGGAUAGGCACAAAGAUGAAAGAAAAAUAGGGGGCCUUUUCAGAAAGAAGUAUUCGAUUUAUCUUAGAGUACAUUAAAAGGUUAACACAACAUUGUGGGCCGAAGUGCCUGGACUGUUCUAUAUAAAGGAGAUAAAGGUUAUAGGGAGAAUGGGGUUAAAAAAUGUAUGCUAUGAUUGAAUGGCAGAGCAGAUACAAUGACCAGGUGCUGCUCUAUGGUGUUAUGAGUACAACACUGCUGGGGACUGUUGCAGGUUGCAAUAUGUUUCACUGAUCACAGCUGAGGCAACAUGAUUAUCACAGUUUUGAUUUAUGUUUGGGAGGCAAGUCUGAGAUUUAAAAUCUGUAGAUCCUGUCAAACUGAAAUAAAAACAAAAUGCUGGACCAUGCAGCAGAUGAGGUAACAUCUAGGGAGAGAGGGUCUUUUCUAGAUUUUGUUUCAUCCUGAAGCUGUUCAACCUGAAAUGUUAACUCUCCACUCUAGUUUAAUCUGCAGUUGGCCUCGAAUACUUGUACUACAGAGUUGGGGUUGAAAUGACCCCUAAAUGACAGAGCUUAAGCUUAAGGAGAAUAUACCAAGGAAUAAGUGGUGUAGAAAGAAGGUUUCCUCUUUUUAGACAAAUUUGAAAAGAGUGCCGCCUGGGAGUGAUGAGAAUUGGAAAUUGAGAAGCUAGGGAUAAUAGGAAUUCUCUUUCCUGGCUGAAGUGGUGGACAACAGAGGUUGCCAAAAAUAAGUGAGACCCGAGAUUACAGAUGCUGGGAUCCAAAACAAAAAACGAUCUGGAGGAGCUCAAUGGGUUGAGCUUUAUUUGGGGGUUUGUGUGUGUGGCGGGGGAGAGAAUUGGCAACGUUUCAGAUCAAAACCCAUGAUGGGUUUCAACCCACUGAGCUCUUUUCAAUAACUUGGUCUAUGCAGUCUCCUCAGGUAGAGGUGUGAUGCCCACAGUUGGGAAGGGCUUUCCUCUCCUCCAUCCAUGAUUGGGGCCAGGGUUUCUAGGGCCUUGUAGGUGAUUUCUCUCCCCAGCUUUAAUCAUCACGAAGUGCAGCAAAGUCAGAAUAUCCAGAUCGGACUGUUGUUAGAGUUAGUGUCCCUCCAGGGUUACUCUCUCCUACGAUCUGCUUCCUGUCCUCUGCUGGCUAGUGAACCAGCUGAGGGUGAAUUUUGGUUUUCGAUGGAGCCGCACCUGGUGUCUGAUUUCCACUCUCCAGCGGGCAGUGUCCUGUCACUGCCCACAUCUCAUCGCAUCACUGCUCUCCUGUAGCACACUCCCUGAAGUCUACCUCUGACCAAGUUUCUCUUUUGGAUUUCUACACUUCUGUGAAGUGCCCUGAGACUUUUUUUCUGUGUUAAAAGCAUCAUAAAAUUGCAAGCUUGUAAAUAAGACUUUGUGAUCACCUCAUGUGCCUGCUGCCAGCUGGUGGUGAAAUGUUUUUGCUGCAAUAAUGCUGAUUUUAUUAUUGAUCCCUGGUCUUAAAGUCUUCUCUCGGGAGCCACCCUUUGGCUAUUAGUGACAUCUACUCCCUGCCGCCUGUGUGAGGUGUUUCUUUCCCCCAUUCCCACCCCACCCAGCGCUUCUCAUUAAUUCAACCUAUCCAAUAGAAAGAUCCCAAACUAUGAAAAAAUGAGCUGUAAUGAGGGAGCGUCACAUUGGGAGGGGAGGUACUGAGGGGCAUCAAACUAUAGAAGAGGCAGUACUGAAGGAGGGCUGCAAAGUGGGAGGAAGAGUACUGAGGGAGCGUCACACUGUAAGCGCACGUAUGAUGGAGCACCGCACAGAUACCCUGGCUGAACUGAGAAGAUCUCGUGGGGCAAUAUUUGGAGGACAGCUGGUCGGUUGUGAAGCUGCAAGAAACUAUAGACACAAUGACAGUGACAAUUGACCUGAAUUUACACAAAAAAGGCAGUGUCCUUAAUGUCCUGUCAGGGUAGAUUGUGGCUGUCUCAGAAUUGUAAUCAAUAUUCUUUGGGGAAAAUUCAGAUGCUGUGUAAUUAAUAAAUCAUUUGUGAAAUCAA
Hypanus sabinus (Atlantic stingray) is the source of this 9316-nucleotide messenger RNA. Its product is annotated as anion exchange protein 2-like. NCBI's taxonomy places the organism in Eukaryota, Metazoa, Chordata, Chondrichthyes, Myliobatiformes, Dasyatidae. Bases 368 to 4018 code for a protein of 1216 amino acids. Gene Ontology annotation, cellular component: apical plasma membrane; plasma membrane; basolateral plasma membrane. Gene Ontology annotation, biological process: bicarbonate transport; transmembrane transport; regulation of intracellular pH. Gene Ontology annotation, molecular function: monoatomic anion transmembrane transporter activity; solute:inorganic anion antiporter activity. The record is from RefSeq and is a predicted model, not a curated record. The transcript is spliced from 24 exons.